CUCGAAAUCUCCGAGUGGACCGACGACGCGUGAGUACACUAGGUGUGCCUCGACUGCGAUCUCUGCGAUAAGACAGCUUUCAUUUUGCAGAGACCCUAUGAUUGACCUUGGCUAUCCCCUCUUGGAAAAAUAGCGCUUACGCGGGAGGAUUCAAAACGCUGCAAAUACGCGCUACCGCCGGGUUAUCUCGAUAAAAUGGAUUGGCCAAGAUUUUCAGGUUCUGCAUUUUCCACAACGGCGACAAUUGACCAGACGUCUAGACUCUUAUGUUUAAAGUUCGUCAGCCUUGCUGCCCGUUGGGAAAUUAGACAAAUCCGCGAAACCUCCGCCUUGAGCCUGUUAUCUUCAUAGGUUCUUCUGAGAACGACCGGAAGGGUGCUCUCGUCUUCGCACUGCUUGUGCCUGCGGGAACUCUAUAAUGUCUAAAAUGGUUCAAUUCGAUGAUGCACCCGGGCCACCAUUCGUUUGUACGGAAGCAGAACUCCAAGUUUUCUCUCCUGUUUUACAUGUUUUUGAAAGUUAUGU
This is a messenger RNA of Fomitiporia mediterranea MF3/22, 525 nucleotides long. RefSeq lists its product as uncharacterized. The transcript has 2 exons. The coding region runs from base 196 to 351 and encodes 51 amino acids. NCBI's taxonomy places the organism in Eukaryota, Fungi, Basidiomycota, Agaricomycetes, Hymenochaetales, Hymenochaetaceae. The record is from RefSeq and is a predicted model, not a curated record.